UCAGCAACGCACCAUGAAAACUGCCUUUCAACCACCAAACACUACCAAGGAUAUUGCUCGAAGAUCGGCGAACUACAAACCCACAAUUUGGAACUUUGAUUACAUCCACUCACUAUCAAACAAUUACGUGGGAGAAACAUGCAGUAAACGUGCGGAGGAGCUGAAGGAACAAGUAAGGGCGAUAAUUGAGGAGGCCGUAGAUGAUCCUCUGCUUCAACUCAAUCUCAUCGAUACAUUGCAGAGACUUGGUUUGUCUUAUCACUUUCAGGAUCACAUUCACACUAUUUUGAAGGCCAUGCACAAUACUCAGGCAUGGAGGAACGAGAUUAUUAAUAAUGAUUUAUAUGCCACAGCUCUUGAUUUUAGGCUCCUAAGACAACACCGUUAUUGGGUUCCUCAAGAGGUUUUUAAUGGUUUCAAGGAAGGAGGGACUUUCAAGGCAUGCUUAAGUGAGGAUACAGAAGGAAUGCUAUCUCUGUAUGAAGCUUCAUAUCAUUCAGUAGAAGGUGAAAGUACUUUGGAGGAAGCAAAAGAUUUCACCACCAAACAUCUCAAACAAUACAUCCAAAAUAGGAAGCUAGAUGACCAAAAUGAACAACUUUCUAUCUUAGUAACCCAUGCAUUAGAGCUUCCACUCCACUGGAGGACGCCAAGAAUGGAGACCAGAUGGUUCAUCGAUGUAUAUCACACCACAAAACACAUGAAUCCUAUUAUACUUGAGCUUGCGAAAUUGGAUUACAACAUGGUGCAGUCAACACACCAGGAAGAUCUCAAACAUGCAUACAGGUGGUGGAGCAACACUGGACUGGUACCAAAAUUGAGCUUUGCCAGGGACAGGUUGGUUGAGAAUUUCUUAUGGUCAAUGGAAAUGAUAUCAGAGCCUCAAUUUGGAUAUUGUAGGAGAAUGUCUACAAGGAUUACUUCAUUAAUUACAACAAUUGAUGAUAUAUAUGAUUUGUAUGGUACCUUGGAUGAACUGGCGCUCUUUACAAAUGCUGUUCAAAGAUGGGAUAUGAAUGCAAUGGAUGAGCUACCAGAUUACAUGAAGUUAUGUUUCCUUGCUCUUCAUGAUUCAAUAAAUGAGAUGGCAUUUGAUGUUCUAAAGAACCGGGAGUUUCAUAUCAUUAAAUACCUCAAAAAAUCGGUACUGAUCUCAUCUCUAACUAAUUACUUCUAUUAAUUAUUAACUCAAUAUAAUUUUACUUUCAAAAUACGGUAGUAUAUAUCUCUCAUUGAUAUUGACCUGGCACUAAUAUAUAUUUAAAUUAAUAUUGUUUAGUGGGCAGAUCUUUGUAAAUCUUAUUUACAGGAAGCAAAGUGGUACUAUUCUGGAUACACACCAACCUUGCAAGAGUAUAUUGAAAAUGCAUGGGUUUCAAUAGCCGCACCCCUUGUACUGGUGCAUGCCUAUUUCUUUCUUAACAAUCCUAUAACACAAGAGGAAUUGCAACGUUUGGAAGAAUACUCUGGGAUAAUCCGAUCCUCAGCAAUUGUUUUUCGACUUGCAAACGAUUUAAGAACAUCAUCAGAUGAAUUAAAAAGAGGCGAUGUUCCUAAAGCAAUUCAAUGUUAUAUGCAUGAAAGUUGUGCUUCUGAAGAAGAUGCACAUGAUCACAUAAAAUUUAUGAUUGGAAAAAUGUGGAAGAAGAUGAAUGAAGAUUCCGGAUAUGCAAAGUCUGCUGGUAAAUAUUACUCUGAAACUUUUAUAAGAAGUGCAAUGAAUGCGACUAGAAUGGCUCAGUGCAUGUACCUACAUGGGGAUGGGUAUGGAGUUCAAGACCGCCACACAAAAGACAAUGUCUUAUCGUUGCUUAUCGAACCCGUUCCCCUUUAGACAUAAUUAAUCUUCAAUAUUGUUAAUUUUAUGCUCUUUGCCCC
Messenger RNA from Ziziphus jujuba (common jujube), 1878 nucleotides. RefSeq names its product terpene synthase 10. Gene Ontology annotation, biological process: diterpenoid biosynthetic process. Gene Ontology annotation, molecular function: terpene synthase activity; magnesium ion binding. The transcript is spliced from 6 exons. The record is from RefSeq and is a predicted model, not a curated record. Lineage: Eukaryota; Viridiplantae; Streptophyta; Magnoliopsida; Rosales; Rhamnaceae.